AUGUUUCUUCACCGUGUGUUGUAUGUGGUGGCGUUGCUCUUGAGCAUUAUCUCUUUAUGUGUGGCGGCUGAUGCUGCUGAACUGUCUUCAGGUGAAGUUGUUGAUGGUGGUUGCACUACUGAUAAUAGUCAAACCGAUACGUCUAAGUGUCCUGGAAAUGGUAAAGGUGACUCUGGUCCACCUGGCAAAGCAGGUGAUGCUGGACCUGUUGGUCCUUCUGGCCCUGAUGGAGUUACUGGUGAAGACACCAAUGAUUCUCAGGAUACUAGGGUAAAUCAGCAAAAUCCGACUAGUGGUUCCAGUCCUGCUGCUCACUCUUCACAACGACAAUCUUCUGGUGAACCAGGAAAGCAGGGUCCUUCUGGCCAAAGUGGUGAAGGGAGCAACGUGUCUGGUCGUACUGAAGAAAAUCAGGAAGUCAAUAAAGGAAUUCCUCCUGUUACCACUGUUACUCCUGAAUCUUCUACUUCUGCUCUCACUCCUGAUCCUAACCCUUCUGAGGGGAGUGUUGUUGAGUCUUCAGAUGAUGGCCAAACUGGAGGCAAGGGCAACAAUACAACACGUGAGAGUGAAAAUGGAGAUAACAAUGGAUCUGCGGAGCCACAACCUUCUGCUGACUCUCCUAACACUUCGGCCACAGUGAGUGGUGAUGGUUCAGAUAAUGCAACACCUGGGAAUGGCACUACACCUGCAGAGAGUGAAUUAACAAGUAAUCAAGAAGGUGUUGCAGAUAAUACAGAAACAACCCCUUCAACCACUACCACCACCACAACAACAACAACACUUCCUCCUGAACUCACAAACAACAAGAAGGGUGAUGCAGACAGCAGCAACAGUAUCAGCAGUUCUGUGUGGGUGCGUAUGCCACUACUGAUUGUGGUUACACUGGCCUGUAUUCUUGUGUGCUGA
Trypanosoma theileri is the source of this 909-nucleotide messenger RNA. RefSeq lists its product as uncharacterized. NCBI's taxonomy places the organism in Eukaryota, Euglenozoa, Kinetoplastea, Trypanosomatida, Trypanosomatidae. The record is from RefSeq and is a predicted model, not a curated record. The coding region runs from base 1 to 909 and encodes 302 amino acids. The transcript has a single exon.